Messenger RNA from Hydra vulgaris (swiftwater hydra), 771 nucleotides. The record is from RefSeq and is a predicted model, not a curated record. NCBI's taxonomy places the organism in Eukaryota, Metazoa, Cnidaria, Hydrozoa, Anthoathecata, Hydridae.
AUGUCUAAAUCAGAAGAAUUAGUCUCAAUUUCUAUGAUGAGAGAACUUCUUAAUAUUCAAAAAGAAACAAUUUUAUCUUUUUUCCGUGAAUCACUAUUUAGCAUAAACGAAAAGUUUGAAAACUUUCAGUCUAGUUUUCAAGAAGUUCGGCGAGAACUUAAUGAAAUGAAAUCUGGCCUAAAUUUUGUUGGAGAUGUUUUCAAUGAUAAAGCUAGAGCAGUCGAGGAAAAAAUUAAUAAAGUUCAUGACGAUUUAUCAAAUGUAAGAAAAAUGCAGGGUAAAAUAUCUUCGGACAAUAUUGAAUUAAAAUUAAGAAGCGUCGAUAUUGAAGACCGUAACAGAAGAAAUAAUUUAAGAAUUGACGGGAUCGUUGAAAACAGUGAAGAAAAAGAUUGGGAAAUCACAAAAAAAAGGGUAAAACAACUAUUUAAAGAUAACCUUGGUAUUGAAAAAGACAUUAUAAUUGAACGGGCUCAUCGAGUGGGAGCAACUAAUGAUAAACGAGAGCGAACAAUCGUCUUGAAACUCCGUGAUUACGAGGAUAAAAAAACAAUUAUGGAGAGAGCAGUUAAAUUAAAAGGAACCAAUAUUUUUUUAAACGAAGAUUUUAGUUUUACAACUCGAAAAAUUCGAAAAGAACUUUUUGAUCAGGCGAAGAUUCAUUGUCAAAAUGGCUAUUUUGCGAAAGCUGUUUACAACAAACUUAUUGUUCACGAAUUUCGAGAAAAUACCCGCAACACAGAUGUUAAUCCUACAUGCGUCAACGAGUAA